This is a messenger RNA of Caenorhabditis bovis, 1197 nucleotides long. Lineage: Eukaryota; Metazoa; Nematoda; Chromadorea; Rhabditida; Rhabditidae. The record is from the annotation of a GenBank genome assembly.
AUGAAAAAUUUCGUUCUUCUAAUUUGUCUGUUACUCUGCAACGUCAUCCAUAACGCACAACUGACGCCGUCGGCGCCUCAGAGGCCCGAUGUGCCGUACAAUUGGCUCACCUUGGCAUUCGUUGGCAGUCAUGACUAUCAACCGAGACCUCAUUUUCAUCAUGCUGAAAAGGAGUAUUUUAAAGAAAUUUGCCGGCGGCUCGAUGGCUUGAAUCCAGCGCAGCAAGCGAUUUGCGCCGAAAACCCAUUUUCUAUACCAUUCAUCGCAAAAGGAAUACGAGAGGCUAUUCGAGAAUGUGAAGAUAAAUUUAAAUAUGAAAGAUGGAAUUGCUCAUCGCGCGAUGAAGUCACCGAAACGAAGCACGGAAAAUUCCAAGACAUUCUCGGAAAGACAUUUCGCUCGUCCAACAAAGAAGCCGCUUUUCUAACAGCCAUUAUGUCGGCAACAAUUGUUCAUUCGAUCACAAAAGGGUGCAAUACUGGAAAUUUGACGGACUGCGGAUGCGAUAGCAAACCGGGAAUGCAGCGGUAUACUGCUGAAACAGAUGCGUCGAUGAGCCGAGAUCAAUUCUCAUGGGGUGGAUGCUCGGAUAAUGUGCCUUAUGGAAUUCGAUACGCAAGAAGAUUUAUUGAUGAAUGGGAGCAAAAGCAAUUCGACGAAACAAAAAAUGUUGGGCAUCUUGUUCGCAAGCAUAAUAGUUUUGUUGGCAGAGAGGCUAUUGCUCAGAAUAUUCGACGCCAGUGCCGUUGCCAUGGCGUGUCGGGUUCAUGCGAAUUCAAAACGUGCUGGCUGCAGAUGCCGAAAUUCUCGCAAGUCGCCGAUCUGCUCAAAAAGCGCUACGAUCACUUCGCUGUUCAGGUCGAGCUCGAGCAUGUGACACGAAAAGCGCACAAACGGCUUCGGAGGAAGGAGCGAAGCGAGAGGAAGAUCCCGUUGCGUGGAAAUGAAAUGGCCUACGUUCAUCGAUCGCCGUCGUAUUGCGAGCAAAACAUCACUGCAGGCAUCCUUGGAACUUCUGGCAGAGAAUGUCGCCAUAAUUCUUACAAUUCGGAAAGUUGUGAUCUACUUUGCUGCGGUAGAGGCUACAAUACAAGACUUGAGGUCCGUGAAAUGCAAUGCGAAUGCAAAUUCGUUUGGUGUUGUGAGGUGAAGUGCAAAACAUGCACCGAAGAGGUCGCAGUGCACACUUGCAAAUGA